Messenger RNA from Maniola jurtina (meadow brown), 6219 nucleotides. RefSeq lists its product as uncharacterized. The coding region runs from base 327 to 5660 and encodes 1777 amino acids. Gene Ontology annotation, biological process: DNA-templated transcription. The transcript is spliced from 18 exons. Lineage: Eukaryota; Metazoa; Arthropoda; Insecta; Lepidoptera; Nymphalidae. Gene Ontology annotation, molecular function: protein binding. Gene Ontology annotation, cellular component: nucleus. The record is from RefSeq and is a predicted model, not a curated record.
AAAUCUGCAUCUGUACCUACUGUACUGUAGUUUUUCAUGUGCGCAUUUAUUUUGUGAAUGAUUAAAAAAGCAACAAAUUUAUAAUGAAACAAUAAUUUUAUUUUUACCACUCAAUUCUAUUGAAAAUACUUGAUGAAGAUAAUCCAAAUAUGUACUGCUUAUUAGAGCACUAGGUAUUAAUUAAACGCGCGGCGUUCCCUUAGAUUGAUUUCAAAAUGGCGUCAGGACUCGAGUGUGUGUAAAGAUAGACGCGAUGGCAUGUGUGUUCAAAGUAGGCUAAAAAUAGAGGACGUGCAUAAAGCUAGUUGCAUAAAUUGUGAUGAACAAUGUCAAAUACAGUGAUUACUAACUAUACGGACCUCAAUGGACCGUCCACCAAAACUGAUAGUUCAGUGGUUGUUAUUGUAAACAAGGAUGGAUCCUUGUCGGUGGAUCAAAAUUUAUUGGGAACUCUUAUGGGAACAGAUGGAUCUCAAGCUGCUGGCAUAAGUGUUGUGCGAGUUGGCCAUGAAGGAAGACCAGACGAUGCUACAGAUUCAGAAAAUGAGGAUGAUAAGAUUCCUCAUGUCACAUUAUCUGUAGACAGUUACUAUGAUGAGCCAGAUAGUAUCAUUAAAUAUGAUAGUGGAGCAGAAAUGUUGCAGUCAUUAAGAAUAGAAACAAGAGAAAACAGCUUGUUGGGAUUCCAAAACGACCAUUGCUAUACACCACUUAAAUCACCCAGUCAGACUUUACCCCAGAGGAGUGAACAGUUCACAUUUGAUGACCCUGUAAUUGAAAUUACUCAUACGCCACCACCAAAACCAGCCACAACCCCAAAAAAGAUCACAAUUUUAGAGCAACAAAUAAUUCCCAAAGGAAAAAAGAUUGUUUUAAAUACAACAGAGCCUUCGAUUAUUAUAAAGGGUAAUGAUGUAUUGACUAAACCACUACCUGUAUUUACAAAGUCGAAAAUCUUAAGUGAGGUGGAUAAAACACCUGCAGUGGAGGAAAAUACAGAAUCAUCAUCAAUUAGCUCUUCAGGUGACAGCACAGCUGAUAGAGAUUCUGAUUCUGAUUAUAAAGAAACAAAGGAAAAAACUGCUUCAUUUAAACCCAGAAGGUUAAAAUCCAAACCCAGGAUAUUGAAAAGUGCUCAAGGUACAAAGAUUGUUAAGGCAGAUCUUAAAUUAGCACCAAAACUGAAAAUUAAUAAAACUAUACUAAGAAAAGAUAUUAAAGAAAAACUUUUAAGUAAGAACCCAUACUUGGAAAAAAAGCAACUGGAUUUAGACAAUUUGAUUCCUGCUACCACAGUAACAGCAACGUCUGUCACUGCUUCAGAUCAAAACAAGCUUGCACCUAAACUAGUACCCAAAGUUAUUAAAAAGGAUAAAAAAACUCCUGCACAUGUAUCAGCCUUGUUGACAGAUAUGACAUCACUGUUUUCAACACCUGAUGUUAUCAGAAGGGUUUCGACAGAAAAUAAAGUACCUAGCAAGUCAGAAAAAGAACCUGUGCAAUUAAACAGUAAACCCAAUGAUAGUAUUAAACCUGAAUCUAAUGAUGAAAAACCAAUCAUCACUCAAACAGUCCUUGAAGAAACGAAAGCUCCACCUAAAACUUAUGUUAGGCAGAUGAAAAUUGGUGCAAACAUUGCAGACAAAACUAAAGGUUACGACCCGAUGCCCCAACUGGAUGAUGCAAGCUUGGCUCAGAUAUUGCAGGACAAUUCACCACAACAGAUUAAAGUUGUGCCGAGUGUAUCUUCUGCUAAUAUUAUCAAUAGUCCUGGAUUGGCUGGUCCACUCUCACCAACUUUGGACAUACUAGCUGGUCUACAACCUGAAGAAGAUGGCUUAACUGAAGAUUUGCUGAUGCAUGUGGCACAAUUGGUAGAGAGUUCUGAAAAUUUGCAAGAAGUAAUUGAUAAACAAGUGUUAGGCAAAGUGGAAACUCCACAAAAAGCACCUUUACAUCAACUUUACCAACAAGCUCAAACACCCAGCAAUCUAUACACACCACAAAAGACUGUCAAAACGCUUGUUCCCCGUAAAGAUCCUAUAGAAAUUGUUCGACGAGAUGGGAGAGUCAUUACAUUGCCACCUAUAGAAGCGCCAGCCACUAGAUCAUCUAAGAGAAAAACCCAACAGGACACCUCAAACACAGGAGAGAGUAUGGUAAUUCCAGUGACCACACCAACUCGUCCCACUGUGGUUACUCCUGAACCAAUAGUGCAUCAUGUUGCUAAGCAGUACACAAAUAAGAAAUUGACAAAUAAAAAGCAAGAAACAGUAGUGCAGGCUCCACCUAUUGAGAAAAUGGCAGCAGAAUCUCAAGAAAGCUGGAAUUCAGAAGAUGAUCCUAACAGGCUAUGGUGCAUAUGCAAGCAGCCGCACAACAACCGCUUCAUGAUCUGCUGUGAUGGCUGUGAGGACUGGUUCCACGGCAAGUGCGUCAACAUCACCAAGGCAAUGGGGCAGCAGAUGGAAGAGCAGGGCAUCGAAUGGAGGUGUCCCAAUUGUGUUAAGAGAACCCCUGCCAGAAAGAAUAUUGCCAAGGUGCCCACAAUGGCAAAGGAUAACGCCGGAGUAAGUACACCACAACCUGCUAUCACAAAAGAAUUAACCUCAAAAACUACUUGCAUUGUUUGUAAGAAACCCGCACGAGCUAGUAGCAUAUACUGCAGCGAUGCAUGCAUACUCAAACACGCGCAAGACUCUCUCGGCAGCACGCCUGCCUCCAAACCACAAGACAAACCCACUGAGUCCAGGGUUAUUGUCUAUGAACGAAAAUCGGGAAGACUUCUUGCAGGACCUAAUGCUCCCACAGCAGAGAAUCUUAAAAUAUGGCUUCAAAAGAAUCCAACAUUUGAAGUCGUUCGUCCUGGCACUUUGACUGCCAUCAAACCCAAUGUUAUAAGAAAAAAACCAACACUUGAGCCAAAUAAAAUCCAAACUACACUCAACUUCGCAAGAAUUCCAAGAAAAUCUGUGGAACAGUCGCCGCAGAUGCUGGAAGCUAAAACCCCUCAAGCCGAACCCAGAGAGAGAAUGGUAAAAACGCUUCUGCCGUCGCCGAGAGAAGAAGUGAGAGUCACACAGAGGCCUAAGACUCCCGUCACACCAAAGCUCCAGCAGCAACAAUUAUUUGACACUCCAAAGUCUUCGAACAAAGUUGCAAAUGAACCUAAGAAAAUAGUUCGCUCAACCUUAAGCAGAUCGCAGUCAUUCACUGAAAAGCCGCCGGCAGUAACGCCGUCCACGUCCCGACGCAAGGAUUCCACGGACAAAAAACCAAGAAUGAGUUCAGAGGACCCUAUUCGUGACAAUGUGAGGAAAUCAUUACAAGAACAGAUCUCCAUACGAAUGGCCGAGAGUGAUGGACCGAAAUUCAAGGAAGAGGAAAUCCAAAGGUUCGCGAACGAAACUGAGCUCGAACUGCAUGAGCUGUUCAAUAGAGAUGUGGGCAUGAAGUAUAAAGCCAAAUACAGAUCGCUUAUGUUCAAUAUCAAGGACCGCAAGAACUUGUCACUGUGGGAGAAGAUUCGGAAACGAGUGAUAACACCCAAGCAAUUGGUAAGACUUUCGCCGGAAGAAUUGGCAAGUCAAGAAUUGGCAGAAUGGAGAGAUCAACAAGAAAAACAUCAAUUGGAACUAAUUAAGAAAUCAGAAAUUGAUCUUUUAGCGGCGAGCAAAACAUAUGUUUUAAAAACGCAUAAGGGGGAGGAGGUAAUGGAAACAAAGAAAUCAGUAUCAACAGAGUUGGAUCCAAACGUGCCAGUGGAAGAUUUGGUUACAGCACUCAAUGAUGCAGUUGGUGAUGGUUUACCGCCCGAUGGCACUGCACAGUCAGAAGAACCGGCUAAAAAAGAUGUACUGCACAAGAAACACGGCAGCGGCAAAAAGAAAGACAAAGAAAACGGAACCAGUUUAAGAAAGAAAGAAAAGGAAUCCAAGAGAGAUUUGGAAAAAAAGAAAUCCCGAUCUUCUAGACGGAAAUCUGAGGUUAAAGAAAAGGAGCGUCGUUCAUCGCGCCGGUCCGAAAAGAAACCCAGCCGGUCGAGAUCCAAGUCGAAAGAGAGGACUAAAACAGAAGUGACCAAGGAAAAAUCUGUUCCUAGGGAACGUUCACGGCACAGGUCACGAUCAAGAGCCAAAUCUAAGCGACGAUCCAGAGAACAUUCCAGGUCUACUUCCCGAAACCGGGGCAGGUCGCGGUCGCUGCGGCGCUCGUCCCGGCGUUCCGCGUCGCGGGACAGCUUGAAGCGGCGCGCGUCGCGGGACGAGCGCGCGCGCGACAAGCGGCGACGCAGUUCCGAUGACAAGCCGAAACACCGCUCGCGGUCGCAGGAGGCUGUUUACAAUAAGAGCAAGAAUGAUUCCACAGAUUCGGAUUCAAUAGAGAGGCCGAAAUCUGCUAUGAUGAAGGAAAUACACCCUGAAUAUGAUCCCCACGAGCCAAUGAUAACUUCAGCGUUUUCCGAGGAGGAUCUAAGGAAGUCCCGUGAAGAUGUGUAUGAGGACAGUUAUAAGAACGAAAUAUCGGAAUAUGGCAACGUCGAUUAUGACGCAACCAAGUCAUUCUCGAUUAACACGAAUGACGGAAAUGUGACUCUCUCACCUCCUAAAUAUUUAGAGAAACAAGACAAAAUAUCAGCAGAAGCUGAAAGUGACCAGGAGCCAACCAGUACGGUGGAACACUCUGCAGCAACAGUAUGGAAUGGUUGCAUCAACAUGGUAGAUGUCGCUAGAUUCUACGUAGCGGCGCACGAGGUAUCCGGCAAUGCUCUAGACCUAGAAGACGAUCUCUCGCCAGAGCUGGACAUAGUGGGCAGAAUCAACCCAGACACAGUGUGGGAUUACAUCAGCAAGAUGAAGAGAGCUAGUAACAAAGACAUUGUCAUAUUGAAGCUGCAAGCUGCCAAUGAUGAGGAGAAAAUGCAGUACAUUGCACUGUACAGCUAUCUUAGCAGUCGUAAUAGAUUGGGCGUAGUGAAGGUGUCGAACACGGCGACAGUCAAAGAUUUGUACAUAGUCCCUGCGCCCGCCAACACGGCGCUGCCGGCGGUCCUGCUGCCGCUGGACGGGCCCGGCCUCGGCGAGCUGCGCACGCAUCUGCUGCUCGCCAUCAUCAUCCGCCAGCGCAAGAAGCGCGCCGCCGCCACCAAGCACCAAGAUAUCGUGCCCGCCAAGGUGGCGCGCGAGUCCCGCAAGAAGUCGUACACGCCGCCGCUGUCGCCGCGACAACGCGCGCCGCGCGCGCUGCCGCUGCCUACCUACACCACGCCCGCUCUCUCCAAUUCCGUCAAGGAUAAGAUUGCUGCCUCAUUGGCGGCGGCGGACGUGGAGGAGGCGUACAGCCCCGGCUCGUCGUCGGGCAGCAGCGCGCCGGGCGACACGCUGCGUACCAAGAUGGAGGAGCUCAACCGCCAGAUCGAGGAGCAGAAGCAGCAGAUCCGCAAGAUGGCGCAGGCCGACUCCUCGCAGCCCGGGGAGAACGAAGCGUAUUCUCCAUCGCGGCCGCUGACCCCGCCGUCGCCUGUUGUCCCGUUAGCAGAUAUUGCUCUACCUUCAAAUCUUCAAGAAAUUCUUGCCACUAUCAAGCAGCGCUCCGAAACAAGUACAGAUAUUCUACCGAGUACAGAUGUCGACAUGCGUACAUUACCACCUUUACCCUAACUCAUGUUCGUACAAACUUUGUAUUUAUCAAUAUAGUUAUAUUUUAUGCAGUGCAGAAUAGUAGUAGAUAUAAUGGAUAAAUCAGUAGCCUUAAUAUAUUAUACAUUUCACUUCAGAGACACCAUGAUCUUAAUAAUUCUUUUAUUUGAAUAUUCUCUCUUUGUGUAAAUGGUAUGGGAUACAAGAUUGAAAAAUAAUAUGCUAAGCAUAUUGCUAGUUGAUUGAAGGACUUGGUUUGUUGUGUGCAAUAGGCAUUUUAAUAGAUUCUAUGUUAAAUCAUGCAUUCUAAGUAAUUUACUAAUACAUAAGUGUAGUUUAUAAUUUAAAUCACACAUUUCAAAAUUUCCAGGUUAAGUAUUUGUGUAGAAUAGGUAUAAUUUUUUAUUAAGUAUGUAUUCUGUAACACUAUGUGUCUUCAUAUAGAGUUGUUUAUAUUAUAUUGUACAAAAUUAGACUAUUCUUUGAAAUGAAUUAUCGAAAUCCUUUAUUGUAAAGGAAAUAAUAUACAUUUUUGAGACUAAGAAAAAAUAAAACUAUGAAAUAAAGAUUUAAAAUAUUU